This is a messenger RNA of Anopheles stephensi (Asian malaria mosquito), 3243 nucleotides long. RefSeq names its product mucin-5AC-like. The record is from RefSeq and is a predicted model, not a curated record. The transcript has 2 exons. Lineage: Eukaryota; Metazoa; Arthropoda; Insecta; Diptera; Culicidae. The coding region runs from base 375 to 2099 and encodes 574 amino acids.
ACCGUGUAGCAGGCGCUUCAUAUCGACUUUUGACAAAAUUACAAAAACUCGAAUCGUUGAGCAGAACGGACGGUGGUGCGUUGCUGUGCGUGCGUUGAAAGCUAUUCUUUUGUUCGUCUCAAUACUUGUGUGCGGUACCCGCGGUAAAAAGGCUACAAAAACUCGAAUUCCUCCAAUUUCUGUUAUCUACUACCGUCUAGUGUUCGUCGUGUCGUGUCUGCUGCAGGCUACAAUUUUCAUCCAGUAAACGAACUCGCGCGUCUUUUCCGUGUGUGUUUGUCGUCUGUCUUCCUGUGGUGUUACCGGUUUUUUUUGCUGGCUUGGCGUUCGUGUGAAAAAGAGCAGGAAGUUCGUUUAAUAUCGGGCCGAAAAAAAUGUCGCUGCAAGUGUCCAAUCAAACUACGUCCGGGCGUCGUACACCGCAGGUGUAUCCAGGGUUUGGUGCUGUGCCCGCUGGUGGAACAACCACACCAACAACCGCCACCAAUGGAAGCGGCAGCGGCACGGCAAGCAGCGGACCGAACGGCGCUGGAUCGGUGGGCCGCACCGGCAAAGCAAACAGCAAACAAUCACAUAUUCCGGUAGCGAUUGGUAGUGUGGCCGGUACACCGAACAACGCCGAAACCACCGCUGCAGCACCAGCAGCACCACAGACAGCGGUGGUACACCCCGGUACGGCAGUCACCACCGAUGGAACGCCCGGGCAAAAGUCGAUCCAGUCGGACCAUCUGUACGGCAUGAAACAGCAGGGCCCGGCAACGAUGAUUCCAGCGACUGCGGCCGCAGCAGCAAACCGCUCCACCACCAACGGAACUCAAUCGGCCGAUAAAACCAAACUUUCGCAGCAGAAAAACGCUUCCGGCGACGGUGCGGCGACAGGCGGCAAGAAGGCAGACCCCCCUACCACAGCACAACAGCCAGCCGGUGAGACUGGUUCAAAGCUACGUGCGCCAGCGAACACUCGCAACGCGCAGCAAAAGCAAUCGUCGGAUGAAGCCGCCGCCAAAGCUGCACCCGAACAGCCAAAAGCCGAAAAGACGGCCGACUUUGAAAGCUCGCUUUUAACGGAAAAAACGCUGCGCGGAUUUAUGUCGGACGGUGAGGAGAUGGAUUCGCUUCUGCUGGAACCGUGGGAUUUGGAGGACACACAACCGCUGGCACGAGCGAACGCGGGCAAAUCAAAGACGCCGAAAGCGGCACCGCAGGCGCAGGCACGCGUUAGCCCGUUCAAGACGGGAAAGCCGGAACAAACCAACAGCAGCAGCAGCCCGACCAAGAAGGGGCCGAGUGGUCCGGCGGUGGUGGUCGAGGGAGACGGUGAGAAAAAUCGUUCCCCGAAAGCGGCCCCUAAGGAAUCCACCACCGCAGCAACAACUGCACCGUCUACACCGGUUGCGGGCGGUAACGAUUCGCUGAUCGGACGUCCGCUCCGUUCCAUCUCCGGGCGACGCUCGACGCGCCCGAUCUCCGACAUCAAGUUCAUGCACACGCAUCGCCGUUCGACCGCCGGCGGCGACCAGCUCAACGAUUCCAUUUCCAGCAUGAACGUCACGAUCGGUUCGGAGAUUGGGAACGACAGUCUGUCGAUGCGUACGCCCGGAUCGGCCACGCGCAAACGCAAAGACAUGACGCCUGAAUCGACCUCGGAUAUGCCCGUCGCCGAGAGUCCGAAGCGUGCGCGGCUCGAUUUUGGCGGGUUUCUCGGUAUGGUCGGUAAGGUGGCCACCACACCGGUAACGAUGCUCAAGAACCGACUGUCCCGUGUCAACCUGCAGAGCACACCGCGCGCACUGAUCGUCGAUGAGGAGGACGCGUCGAAGGUGGUUACGGCCGAGGCUACCACAACCACAGCGAACAUUACGCCCCAGAAGGAGGGUGUUGGUGAAGACAAACCGACGGAAGGAACAAUGGAGGUUGAUGUGGCUGAGAAGGAAGAAAAAUCUGCCGAACCCGGUCGUCAGACAGUGGUACCGGGCAAGGAUGGUACCGAGCAGCAGGAAUCGUCCUCGGCCGCCGUGGCCGAUGAGGAUGAGGUGGAGGUGAAGAUCGUCUCCACCGAGCAGCAGCAGCAGCAAAAGCAGUGGUGUAGUAUUAUGUAAAGCGCGGCACAUCAUGUAACGCAGGGCCCCAAACCACCACAACACGACGGGCUGUGUCUCUCUAACACACGAUGAACCACCUCUUGCAGCCUCCCGAUCAACGUGGCACCACAUCUGUCGCUCGGUUGCAUUUGUGUCCUCCGUUUCCUGUUUUUUUUUUUUUUUAAAUCGCAUCAUACAUUGGUAAUACUUAUCAAGCUAGAGCGAUCAUUUCUGGUAGAGAGGCAACAUAUUCUCUUUUAUUUACAUGUAGAUUAGGCAUGUAUAUUAGGUUUUCAAAUGCAAUUUUGUGUUAUAGAGAGGACACAGGCAAUGAGAGAGCGAGAGAGAGAUAGGGCGAAAGGGCAGCGGGGCAGUAGGUUUGGAUCUGCAGUGAAGUUUUUCGUUUUACUUUUAUACGUGGCAAACGGAAACGUUGGCUAUAAAAAAAAAAAAAACGAAGAAAGGUAAUAGAUUUAUAGCCAUUAUCGUCGUACAACAUUAUCGUCAUUAUGAUAUGCGCGCCACAUGAAAAUUAGAAGAAACGGAACUAAUGUUCAAAAGCGAUCGUACAGAGAUCGAACAAAAAAAAACACACACACACACACCAAAAUGAAUGUUUGCCAAGAAUUUUGUACAAAAUUCACGGAAAUAACAGAGAGAGAGAGGCGCAUAUUAUACACCACUGAAAUUCGAUACUAUUUUGUACGCUCUCUUCCUUUGUGGUUCAAUAUUAGUAAUAAAAAGGGCAGAUUUUAGAACGGAGAGCGAGCGAGCGAGUUUUUUUUUAAACACUCAGAAAUGUUUUAGUUUGAGCUGCAUCUCCCUUCCACUAAUCAGUAGCGCAAUCGGUAGUAGCAAUUAAGGGACGUCCAGAAAUUGCCCCCCACCCCCCAGCAUUAUUAUGUCCGUCUUCCGUGGCCGGAGGAAACAGGCAACUUAGUGAAUAUGUAGUGUGCAAAAGCGCGCACUCUCUCGCACUAAUCUCCACUGGAUGCAAAUCGAAACGGAAAUGUGUUAGGUUAUUUGAGGCAAAUUGAGAUUAAUAUUAAUACGCCCCACAAUAGGAUUACAGCAGCCUCUUUUAGGAGAAGAUUCACAGAUUCUUGUGAAAAAUAGUUGCAGUAAUUUGAUGGCAUAAUAAACACACAUAUCACAACAUAAA